This is a messenger RNA of Pocillopora verrucosa, 2042 nucleotides long. Its product is annotated as NHL repeat-containing protein 2-like. Lineage: Eukaryota; Metazoa; Cnidaria; Anthozoa; Scleractinia; Pocilloporidae. The record is from RefSeq and is a predicted model, not a curated record.
UGCAUUUAAAGUGACGCUUCGUUACGUUAUGCAAAGCUUCAAACCAACAAGAUGGCGAUUUUUAGACGACUGAUAUUAACCGUAGUUCUCCUCCACAGAUCAUGGUGUGCGGAUAACACAGGUGUUGUUAUUACGGUGGCCGGGGGCGGGAGAGCCCAUCACGGGGGUACGGCAGACUGUUUGGAUUAUCAGACUCCCACCAUGGACGGAAUAGGAACAGGGGCCAGGUUUAAUUACCCUUGGGGUAUCGUUUUCGACGCGGAAGACAAUGUACUUUAUGUGGGUGACUGUGGCUGCCCCGAAACGGUCCACAGCAAUGAUCGUUUAAGGAAAAUCAAUGUCACGACUGGCCGAGUAACGACAUUAGCCGGCAGUGCUCAGGGAUACAAGGAUGGGAUCGGUGAAAAUGCUAAGUUCCGUCACGUGUCAGGUAUAGUUAUGGAUAAAGUCGAGAGAGUUUUAUAUGUUGCCGAUAGCGGAAACGACCGAAUAAGAAAAGUUGAUAUUAACACAGCUAACGUAAUUACAUUUGCUGGUAGUGGGGAGUCUGGAUUCCUUGAUGACGUAGGACUCAAAGCUAUGAUGUCCAAUCCUCAACAACUGGAAUUAGACAGCAUGAAAAGGAGGCUGUUCCUUAGUGAUACGGAUAAUCACGCAAUACGGAUUAUCUCAUUACCAAACGGAGAAGUUACAACAAUAGCAGGUGGUAGUCAAGGAUUAAUGGACGGCAUCGGAAAAGAUGCAAAAUUUUAUCACCCAACCGGCAUCUCACUUGAUGUGUAUACUGGAACACUAUACGUGGCUGAUCACUAUAACCAUAUGAUACGAACAGUGGACAUAAAUAGUGGUGAAGUCGCUUCACUGGCGGGUGGGGGAAGAGAAGGAUUUAAGGAUGGUUUUGGAAAAGAAGCGAGGUUCAAUUAUCCUGAGGGGUUGUACUUUGACACCGAUUCUAAUUUACUCUAUGUUGCAGAGUUUGACAGCCAUGCCAUAAGGAUUGUUACCCCUGCAGGUGAAGUAAGGACGCUGGCCGGCGGGACUGAAGGCUUCAGAGACGGAGUCGGCAAGGAAGCGAGAUUUUUUCAUCCCACUGGGUUAACGUUUGACAAUAAAAGAAAAGUUAUAUACGUUACAGACCAGUAUAAUCACAUGGUGAGGAGUAUCACUGCAGUUGGUACAACAGUCGUAGAUCCCAAGAAAUCAGGUUUGAUCCAGACUCUUCGGAAGACAAGAGACACGCCAUAUUUAUUUGCAUGUUUCUUUUUGACUGUAAUCGUUCUUUUUAUCCUCGCGCUCUGGUUUCGACGGAGUUUGCGAUAUUUGUUUAGGAAAAGACAUUUUUAGUAAGUUAAAAAUUUUGGAAAUUCUCGCCCUUCAGUGAAACCUGCAUUAAUUAAGUUAGUUUAAAUUAAGAGUUAUGGUAAGAUUACACCCUGUGAAAAGCAGAGACCAGCUGUGUUCCGAUUUAUUUCUUCCUAUGUUCUGUAAAACAAUUUUGUAUUCAACGGUUACCUCUAUUAGAUGGACGCGGGCACUGAAACCCCAAAAUUAUCAAAACAAGGGGACGUACCAAGAAGUUUUACUAUAAAUCUCAUAAUUAUUAAGGAAACUGUUGAGUUUAACACUGCGUUCAGUUCACGUUAUUGAGUGUUACACGACCCAUAGUAAUGUAUCGAUAAGCCAUUUUUUAGCACAUACUACACGAGCACAUUGCACUUUGAAAAUUUGUUUUCGACCCGGCAUAUUUCUAAUUUGUAACAUAAUUUCAUUCUAGCAAACCGUCAUAGGCCUCCCUUCGCCUUUUUGCACGAUCAGUGUCGAAGAGAAGUGGUAAGAUUUGUUCGUUAUCGUUUAAACUUAUUACACUGGUACUAUGACUUAGCUGAAUCUAUAGCUUAAGGGGGCUCGUGGAAGGUUUCUCUAUACUUUCUGAGAGCGGAGCCAAAUGAUUGAGACGUUACAGCCUUUGUGUUUAAGGAAGAAGACCCAUUUUUUGAAUUUUUAUAGCACAAAUCAGAUAAAGAGCGAGAAAAUAAAACGCA